UUCGUUGUUGAGCAAGUUCCAGCCAGGACCUGCCAGAACCAACAGUUAGUGACUAAGGGUGUUUGUCCGGAGUACCACAAGAGUGUAAUAGUUGUGUGGUGCUAGCGUUCAGAAAACAACAGUCAGAAUGUCGUACUACGGUCCACCACCCAGCAUCUGGGGCCAUCCGAUCAGCAACAUGACCGUUGUUGAUAAGGUUCCCCCGGAGAUCCUGCAUUUGGUGGACCCUCACUGGUAUCAGUUCCCGCCGAUGAACCCGUUGUGGCACUCGAUCAUUGGAUUCGCGAUCUUCGUGCUUGGUAUCAUAUCGGUCAUCGGCAACGGAAUGGUCAUCUACAUCUUCUCGACGGCCAAGGGCCUACGAACACCGUCCAAUCUGUUCGUGGUGAACCUUGCCAUGUCUGACUUCCUGAUGAUGAUGACCAACGCGUUCACCAUGGUAUACAACUGUUGGUACGAGACCUGGCAGCUGGGAGUGCUUAUGUGCGAUCUUUACGCCUUUACUGGAUCCUUAUUCGGAUGUUGCUCGAUCUGGACUAUGACGAUGAUCGCCCUGGACCGAUACAACGUCAUCGUAAAAGGUUUGGCCGGUAAACCGCUGACCAACGCCGGAGCAGUUCUACGCAUCCUCGUCUGCUGGAUGAUCGGAGUAGUCUGGGGAAUUCUGCCGAUGCUGGGCUGGAAUCGAUACGUCCCAGAAGGAAACAUGACCGCGUGUGGAACAGAUUACCUAACCGAAGAUUGGUUCCACAAGUCCUACAUCCUUGCCUACUCCUUCUUCGUCUACUACGUUCCCCUGUUCACGAUCAUCUACUCCUACGUCUACAUCGUUAAGGCCGUUUCCGAGCACGAGAAGAGCAUGCGCGAUCAGGCCAAACGGAUGAACAUGCAAUCGCUGAGACAGGGAGAUGACGGCAAGGCCGCCGAAAUGAAGCUGGCCAAGAUCGCCCUCGUUACGAUCUCGCUUUGGUUCAUGGCCUGGACACCGUACACCAUCAUCAACUACACCGGUGUGUUCAAGACGGCCAACAUCUCACCCCUGGCCACGAUUUGGGGUUCGGUCUUUGCCAAAGCAAACGCCGUCUACAACCCGAUCGUGUACGGCAUCAGUCAUCCCAAGUAUCGGGCGGCGUUGUACAAGCGGUUCCCGUCACUGUCCUGCCAGGAUGUGGUCGCCGCCGACGACAAGUCUCUCGCCUCGGAAGCAUCAGCCGUUACUACGUCAAAUUCCGGCGAUACGGCGAGUGCUUAGAAUGAUAAAAGGAGCCUAAACCCGUUGACCUGUUACAUCCUGACGAAGUAGAGUGUAUAAAGUUGUAAAGCAUUA
Molecule: messenger RNA, 1327 nt
Organism: Culex pipiens pallens (northern house mosquito)
Lineage: Eukaryota; Metazoa; Arthropoda; Insecta; Diptera; Culicidae
Product: opsin-1-like
Exons: 2
Coding region: 128-1252 (374 amino acids)
Biological process (GO): phototransduction; G protein-coupled receptor signaling pathway; visual perception
Cellular component (GO): membrane
Molecular function (GO): G protein-coupled receptor activity
Source: RefSeq, a predicted model, not a curated record